AUGCAAACGGUAAUUUCCUGUCCAUAUCCCCGCCUUGUGACUCAUCGACGAAAAACAGUGGAGCUCCGUAAAUGGAGAAAGUGUGCUGAUGCGAAAGGCGAAAUAAAGAAGCUAAGGGGCGUCCCCACCACCAUCCUCAACAAUUUUAUGGCGUGUGGACGCCUCGUGGUCUUUGUCGCGUAUGAACUGGCAUUGCCGAUUGUUGAACACCGUGAGGGACAACCAAUCGAAACAGCCCGCAUUGACAUGGUCAAGUCCUUGCUGUUGAACGAUUCAUUUCUUGACGGACUCUUGAAGUUGCGUGCAGGAGACGGGACCGUUCAGCCAUUCCUGGUACCGCUUGCAAAUCGCGCGAUCACCAAUAUUUUGGAAAUCGUGCUGUUGGAGCAACAAUACAGUCAAUACAUCUUCGAUGGCUCAGACAAGUGGAAGUUGCGGCUCAUGAAUGCCUUCUCUCUCGGAGGAACAACGUGUAGGUGGGGUUUAAGACAACACGAAACAGGUGUUUUCAUGCAAGCCGAGCUUAACACUCUGGACAAUGCUCGAUACUUUGAAUACCUUACAGAUCAAAUUUCUCAAAUUGAUCCCACUAAACUGUCGUAUUUUGAUGCACUGCUCACUGACAAACACUUUGUAUUGACGGGUUGCUCAUCCUAG
This is a messenger RNA of Suillus discolor, 657 nucleotides long. RefSeq lists its product as uncharacterized. The transcript has 2 exons. Bases 1 to 657 code for a protein of 218 amino acids. Lineage: Eukaryota; Fungi; Basidiomycota; Agaricomycetes; Boletales; Suillaceae. The record is from RefSeq and is a predicted model, not a curated record.